AUGGCCGAACGCACAGGCACAGGCGCCAUGUCAUGGACGCCUGAAUCGACCAUGCACACGCGUGCACUUAUCGACGUGCGCCAGCCCAUGGGUAGCAUGAGCCUGAGUCCUUCCAAUCAAGAGGUCGUCUUGGGCUCAAAAAUGGGUCUCUAUGUCAUUCAGCUGGAGCACUUGUAUACACCCCCGCGCUACUUUGCGCAUGCCACUGCGUGGGAAUCCAAUCAGAAACUCGUGAUCUGGAAUCUCAACCGCCCGUCCUCGGCAUCGGUGGGCACGGAGGAGAUACGACCUGCGUCUCAUAUGCGCAUGCAAGCACAGAGGGAUGUGGUGCACUCCUUUUACACCGGUUCUUCAUCGAGUGCUUUUGCGCACAGACCGGGGAUGACGACGUCGCACACACUCUCUAUGGACGGCUCGGCUAUGCGCAUCCCCGCGCAGCACCGGACCGGCCUGGGUCCGCCGUCCAGCACGGCGGUUGAGCAUCUUCUUGAUGCGCAUACGCGUGCAAUCACAGAUAUCAACUGGUCGCCGUUCCAUCCAGAACUGCUGGCGAGCUGCAGCGUCGAUACCUGGACAUGGGUGUGGGAUCUGCGUAUGGCAGGGCGGGGUUCAACGCGCCCCGCCCAAGGUUUCAGUUCAUGGAAUGCCAGCAUGACGCAAGUCAAGUGGAACCGUACCUCGCUUCAUCGUAUCGCAGCCUCGUGUGACAACAAAGUGCUUGUAUGGGAUGACCGUUUCGGAGCGCUACCGUGGGCCACGCUCGAGACCCACCACAGCAAGGUUUAUGGCCUGGAUUGGAGCCCCGACCGGGAGAAAGGGCGUGACCAGCUCAUGACAUGUUCGCUCGACGGCACGAUCAAGUACUGGGACCUCGACUCUGAGUCGUCACGUACAGCCUUAUCAAACCAUGCACGCAUCACAGAGCCCAUGUACACUGUCGAGACACCCCAGCCCGUAUGGCGUGCGCGUCAUUUACCCUUUGGUCUCGGCGCCAUGUCCGUGGCACAGCGCGGCGAUACUGCGCCGUGCAUGUGGAAGUAUGGCGUAGACGAACCGGUGCAUCGUUUCGUUGGCCAUACAGACGUUGUCAAGGAAUUCCUAUUCCGAGCCAAGGGUGGCGCCGACUCAUCACACGAUGAUCGCGAGUUCCAGCUGAUCACCUGGAGCAAAGACCAGACGUUGCGACUUUGGCCCAUCACUGAAGAAAUGCUUCGCUCCGUGGGCCACGUUCAUGGCGCACCUAUGAAGCAGUUCGUCGUUGGCAGCGACGACACGGCAUUGCCUCCGAAUGCCAUACGGUCCCGUACGAUACCCGCCAUGACCGCUGCUGACGGCGUCGACGCAGGCUCCCCGAGCACUGUAUCCAGUGACUCCCAACUAUUCACUCGCCCUUCGUCGAUCCGCUCCCUGCCUCUCCAAGUGGGCAGUGCCUCUAGCGUUGAAGAAGUGUUGCCGCGCUCCCUGCCUACACGGGGUGUACAAAUUUGUCAGGGAAUACGACCGCGAACGACGCCCAAACGCCUGAGCCGAAAGGCCACAGGGCCCCAGAUGCGAUACACACAUGAAGAUAACAAUCUGCUUGCACCUGAUGCCGUUGAAUGGAUGGCUCACAUUCGCAUGGGCGAGCUCUGCGACGAUGACGAUAACGAUGACGACACCACACCAAGCUCGCAGUCAGAGGUUGAUGCAACUGUUCUUCCUCACGAGAUCCUGCGUGUGAACAGUCGCUUUCCCGGUCUUCUCGAGUCUAUUGACAUUGCAUGGCGACGUUGUACUGUCGCACUCAGUGGUCCAUGGCAUGAGCAGGGCGAUGGCGCGCUUGCCUACUUGCGCGUCAUGUUUACCUUCCCUCCUAACUAUCCCAUGGAGCCGCCGACCAUCGACAUCGAGCGGAAUGCCACUAUCCCGUUCAAGACUCGUGCCGAUAUCUAUCGUGGUCUGACGAACAUUCUCGAGGCCAAGGCAUCCGAACGCGUUCUCAGCCUAGAGACGUGCAUCGAGUACCUAUUGCACGGCCAAUCUCCUGACACCGGUUCAAGUUCCAGAGACGUACGACAGGGGUUCCAAGUGCUUCCCGAGUCGCAAGAGCAAACAUUUGCGCAUACGUACAAUCAUGUGGCUGACGCGGUCGUACAGCUUUUGCUGCGCUCGUCCGAUACCUUGCACACCUCGUUGGUCGAUUCUGAUGUCGUCCAGUUGAUGAGUUUGAAUCCCUUGAGCCGCGCCAAAAUCGCGACGAAGACCCCUCCCCCCCACACAUCAUAG
Molecule: messenger RNA, 2265 nt
Organism: Malassezia sympodialis ATCC 42132
Lineage: Eukaryota; Fungi; Basidiomycota; Malasseziomycetes; Malasseziales; Malasseziaceae
Gene: MTC5
Exons: 3
Coding region: 1-2265 (754 amino acids)
Biological process (GO): positive regulation of TORC1 signaling; cellular response to amino acid starvation
Cellular component (GO): Seh1-associated complex; vacuolar membrane
Molecular function (GO): signaling adaptor activity; protein binding
Source: RefSeq, a predicted model, not a curated record